AUGUCUCUAUGGCGGACACGUUGUAUCAGGGACCGAUCAAUAACACUACUGCGCGAGGGGUUGGACGGAAAGAGUGCGGGCCUCGAGUAUGGCCAGCAAGAAAUACAUACUGACGGCAUGAACCUGGACGGGUACUACUGUACCAAAUACGGCCCGGGAAAAUGCAACGUCUUCUGGUCAGAGCCAAGCAGUGGCGUCGAAAAGGGGAAAGCGACGAGCCUGGCUUAUUUACAGAUGAAGGAUGAGUAUUGGAGCACAACUACUGAUGCAAUGCUACCGGGGCGGAAGUCCUGA
Messenger RNA from Penicillium chermesinum, 294 nucleotides. RefSeq lists its product as uncharacterized. The transcript has a single exon. The record is from RefSeq and is a predicted model, not a curated record. The coding region runs from base 1 to 294 and encodes 97 amino acids. Lineage: Eukaryota; Fungi; Ascomycota; Eurotiomycetes; Eurotiales; Aspergillaceae.